GCAAAGGGCAGAGACUUGAAGUUAGGCAUCACCGAGUUCUCAGCUGGACCUCCAAGGCCCUCUCCUUCCACUACGCAGAGAAAAGAGGAGGUGGCUGAAGAGAGGAUGAUACAAGAUUGGUUCUCUGCUCCUCCCUUUCUUUCCCUGUUUUCCACACACCCACCCUCUCCCCCACAGCAGCCUUCUCUCCCACAGAGAAUGGGAUGGGAUAGAGGGGGGCGGAGUUGGGGAAUGAGGAAUCAGAAGCCCAACAGUGUCCUGUAUCUGAAGGAAGCUCUGUCAGGGACAGCUGUGCUGGCUCAUGCUCUCCUCCUCCUCCUGCUACCAUCCUUCAGCAGGAAUGCUAGGGUCUCUGGGACUUUGGGCAUUGUUUCCCACAGCUGUGCAAGCACCCCCAAACAGGCGGACCUGUGUGUUCUUUGAGGCCCCUGGAGUGCAGGGAAGCACAAAGACACUGGGGGAACUGCUAGGUGCAGGACCAGGGCCCCCCAGGGUUAUCCGCUGCCUCUACAGCCACUGCUGCUUUGGGAUCUGGAACCUAACCCAAGACCGGGCACAGGUGGAGAUGCAAGGAUGCCGAGAUAGUGAUGAACCAGGCUGUGAGUCCCUCCAUUGUGACCCAAGCCCACGAGCCCACCCCAGCCCCGACUCCACUCUCUUCACCUGCUCCUGUGGCACUGACUUCUGCAAUGCCAAUUACAGCCAUCUACCUCCUCCCGGAAGCCCUAGGACUCCUGACUCCCAGGGUCCCCAGGCUGCCCCAGGUGAGUCCAUCUGGAUGGCAGUGGUGCUGCUAGGGCUGUUGCUCCUCCUGCUGCUGCUGCUGGGCAGUAUCAUCUUGGCCCUGCUCCAGCGAAAGGCCUACAGAGUGCGAGGGGGAACAGAUCCAGAGCCAGACUCAGGCAGGGACUGGAGUGAGGAGCUGCCGGAGCUGCCCGAGCUGUGCUUUUCCCAGGUAAUCCGGGAAGGAGGUCACGCAGUUGUGUGGGCUGGACGGCUGCAAGGCAAGCUGGUAGCUAUCAAGGCCUUCCCCCCGAGGGCUGGGGCCCAGUUCCGAGCUGAGAGAGCAUUAUACGAGCUACCAGGCCUACAGCAUGACCAUAUCGUCCGCUUUAUCACCGCCAGCCAGGGGAGCCCUGGCCCCCUGCCCUCUGGGCCCCUACUGGUACUGGAAUUGCACCCCAAGGGCUCCCUCUGCCACUACUUGACCCAGCACACCAGUGACUGGGGAAGUUCCCUGCGGAUGGCACUGUCCCUGGCCCAGGGCCUGGCAUUUCUACAUGAGGAGCGCUGGCAGGAUGGCCAAUAUAAACCAGGUAUUGCCCAUCGAGAUCUGAGCAGCCAGAAUGUGCUCAUUCGGGAAGAUGGGUCAUGUGCCAUUGGAGACCUGGGCCUUGCCUUGGUACUCCCUGGCCUCAUUCAGCCCCCUGCGUGGACCCCUACUCAACCCCGAGGCCCAGCUGCCAUCAUGGAGGCGGGCACCCAGAGGUACAUGGCGCCAGAGCUCCUGGACAAGACUCUCGACCUACAGGACUGGGGCACAGCCCUCCGGCGAGCUGAUGUUUACUCUCUGGCUCUGCUCCUGUGGGAAAUCCUGAGCCGCUGCCUAGAUUUGAGGCCUGACAGCAGACCACCACCCUUCCAAUUGGCUUAUGAGGCAGAACUGGGCAGCACCCCUACCACCUGUGAGCUAUGGGCCUUGGCAGUGGAGGAGAGGAGGCGCCCCUACAUCCCAUCUACCUGGUGCUGCUUUGCCACAGACCCCAGCGGGCUGAGGGAGCUCCUUGAGGACUGUUGGGAUGCAGAUCCAGAAGCACGGCUGACAGCUGAGUGUGUACAGCAGCGUCUGGCUGCCCUGGCCUAUCCUCAGGAGCCCCACCCCUUCCCAGAGGGCUAUCCACACAGCUGCCCACAUCUCUGCCCAGAAGACUGUCCUUCAACUCCUACCCCUGCCAUUCUCCCCUGUAGGCCUCAGCUAAGUGCCUCCCACUUCAGUGUUCAGGAAUGCCCUUGCUCCAGGAACCCUCAACCUGCUGGCACCAUUUCUCACGUGUAAAUAUGCAGCUUAUGUGUAAUCUGUGUACAUACAAACAUAAAUAUAGUGACUGUAUACCUGGUCUGAUUUGCCUCACCACUGCCUUUCCCACUUGCUCAAUCCUUGGAUCCUCCUGUGGGCAUCUAGUCCAUGGCAGUUCCAAUGAGUGACCAGGGUUUAUUGACAGGAAAGUCAAUAAAGUCAGCUUCUUGACUCAUA
Messenger RNA from Galeopterus variegatus (Sunda flying lemur), 2254 nucleotides. It is a transcript of the gene AMHR2, whose product is annotated as anti-Mullerian hormone receptor, type II. The coding region runs from base 302 to 2056 and encodes 584 amino acids. Gene Ontology annotation, cellular component: plasma membrane; signaling receptor complex. The transcript has 11 exons. NCBI's taxonomy places the organism in Eukaryota, Metazoa, Chordata, Mammalia, Dermoptera, Cynocephalidae. Gene Ontology annotation, molecular function: ATP binding; transforming growth factor beta receptor activity. The record is from RefSeq and is a predicted model, not a curated record. Gene Ontology annotation, biological process: protein phosphorylation; cellular response to growth factor stimulus; BMP signaling pathway.